CAAUCAAGGACCUCUGAUCUUUGUGACCUCUGAUCCUUAUGCACUGAAGCGCCUACAGGUUCGCUGAUAAACAGGUUUGCUUAAGAAAAUGGCAACAAAUGCAAAGGCUGUCUUUUUGCUUUUCUUAGGAAUGAGCUUUGUGCAAAACAGCAAUUCAGAUAAUGAGCUGAAGCUUGACCAGGCCCUGCUCUCUGUCAACAAUUACCUUCCUGGACAAAUUGCUGCUUUCUAUGUCUCUGAAGCCUGCUACAAAUGUCUGCCACAGCCUCUCCUCACGGUUUCACCAGCUUCCAUGGGAGCGCCUUCAAACACAAGCGUGGCGGUUAGUUCCCGCUUUGCUCUCACAGUCACAAUGUUUGCAGAAGCAGAUGCGGUUGCCCAUGUUUGCAGUUGGAGAGCAUUAUAUGGAGAACAAGGCCAGUACUUGCUAACUGUCAAGCCCAUCAAGAAUACAACUGAAGUCUCUUGUACGUUAAGUGUGGAGAAAGAUCCUGAGAAUGGUUACAUCCCUUUGUUGGUUGCUUUUGCCAGCAUGUUUGCUGUGGCCCUCCUGUAUUUUCUUGGACUUUAUGUCUCCAAACUUCACUGUACCCGGGUACACUGCCAUUGCCUUCAACACAAACCUACUUCCAUUGAACUUAAUUCUACAGAGAGCCCAAGACUGGUGGAGGAGAAACCCAAACGUCGAAGACUCCUUUCCCUGGACACAUUUAGAGGAUUUUCUCUCACCAUCAUGGUUUUUCUGAACUGUGGAGGCGGGGGCUACUGGUUCUUUGAGCACGCUGCGUGGAAUGGACUGACAGUUGCAGAUCUGGUCAUGCCCUGGUUUGUUUUCAUCAUUGGCACAUCAGUAGCACUGGCUUUCCAUGCGAUGAUGAAAAGAGGAGUGAGCCGUAUCCAGCUCUUGCGUAAAUUGACCUGGAGAACUGUGAUCUUACUCUUGAUGGGACUCUGCUUCCUUAACUACGGACCAAGAGAUGGUCCAUUGUCAUGGAGCUGGGCAAGGAUUCCAGGUGUUCUGCAGCGUCUUGGAUUUACUUACUUCAUUUUGGCCUUGAUGGAGACCUUCUUUUGCUUAAAAGACCUUGACAUAUAUCAGUUUGAUAAUUGGUGGGCUCCACUAAGGGAUACCAUUCUCUACUGGCCGGAGUGGGUAAUCAUGGUGAUCCUGGAGACCCUUUGGCUGUGCCUCACAUUCCUGCUACCUGUCCCUGGAUGCCCCAGAGGUUACCUGGGCCCUGGGGGGAUAGGAGAUGAUGGAAAAUACCCGAACUGUACUGGUGGUGCAGCGGGGUACAUUGAUAAGUUGGUGCUUGGAGAGGACCACAUAUACCACUACCCUACAUGUAAGGAGCUGUACAAAACCACUCAACCUUUUGAUCCCGAAGGCAUUUUGGGUACAAUCAACUCCAUUCUGAUGGCUUUCUUUGGACUUCAGGCGGGGAAGAUUAUCCUAAUGUACCGUCAGCAACCGCUGAGCAUUUUAAAGAGAUUUCUCAUCUGGGCUGUUUUGCUGGGGAUUAUCUCUGCCAUCCUAACCAAAUGUACACAAAAUGAAGGAUUCAUCCCCAUCAAUAAAAAUCUCUGGUCUUUGUCCUUUGUCACCACCCUGAGCUGCUUCUCAUUUGUCCUGCUGGGAAUCAUGUUCUAUGUUAUCGAUGUGAAAAAUUGGUGGGGAGGUCAACCUUUCAUUUUUCCAGGUAAAGAGGCAGAAUAUAGAGAGAGCAGCAGCUCUUUGUCUCGUAUAGCAUCUGGCUCACUCCCAAAUCAGUCCCAGGAAUCCAGUCUCAGCACCAAGCAGCAAGACAGGUAAGGAAGUAUUCUGCCAAAACAGCUUCUCAUGGACACCCAUUGGAAUUGACACUGAAUCCAUUCCAAAGAUCAGGGAUAGGGAACUUGUGGCCCUGCAGGUGUUACUAAAUUCCAACUCCCAUCAGUCCCAGCCAACAUAUCGAAAGGUCAAGGAUGAUAGGAGAUGUAGAUCAACAUCCAGAGUGUUGCCCACACGAUGCAAAAUGUUCUAUUGGAGCUGACCCCAAAUAUAAACAAUGGUAUGAACUUCUAUCAUCAACCAAAUACGUACUGAAGUUUAGAUUGUUUCGCUGAUUCUUUGUGUAUUUGUUUCCUUUUAUCAUAUGUGUGUCUCAAAGGUACAAAAUAAAUAAACAAGCAGCUUAAAUGGUUGAUUCAAGAUGUUGUUUCCCUCAUUCACGGAUGUACUUUAAAAGCCAUAUAGUUGCACAUUUGCAUUUAGCAAAUCUCAAGUUGUGUGAAACUUGAGGACAUACUUCCCUAGGAAAUAGGGUUAGUGUAAGGACAGCAUGUUGUUACCUCACUCUUCAUAAAAGUGAGGACUUUUCCUUUAUGUUGUUGUUGCAGUAUCAACCAGACUGCAGACGUCUGAUAUCUGCUACCUUUAGGGCGCUAUGCUUAUGAUAACUUUAUGUUAAUACAGCUUGGGGCUAUAGUAUCCCCCCACAAGUGUUCUAGUGGUGUUACAUUUACUAGUCCAGUGUAUCUGGUACUUGAGGCAGAAAUCUUUAUUCU
Messenger RNA from Zootoca vivipara (common lizard), 2547 nucleotides. NCBI's taxonomy places the organism in Eukaryota, Metazoa, Chordata, Lepidosauria, Squamata, Lacertidae. The record is from RefSeq and is a predicted model, not a curated record.